Molecule: messenger RNA, 3687 nt
Organism: Nymphalis io (European peacock)
Lineage: Eukaryota; Metazoa; Arthropoda; Insecta; Lepidoptera; Nymphalidae
Gene: slif
Product: cationic amino acid transporter 3
Exons: 11
Coding region: 121-1890 (589 amino acids)
Biological process (GO): transmembrane transport; amino acid transport
Cellular component (GO): plasma membrane
Molecular function (GO): amino acid transmembrane transporter activity
Source: RefSeq, a predicted model, not a curated record
GUGCGUCGGUCGCGGCUUAAUAAAUAUGGUGGAUAAUCGCGCAUGACGACAUUUAUACAAUUUUUUUUUGACUGUUUCAAAAUAUACUUGUGUUUAAAUUUUUAGUGUUGUUAUAUAAAGAUGGGGUGUGCAAAGAUAUUCGCAGCACUGCGUCGUUGCAAGCAACUUGAUGAUGAUGGGGACAAUUCCACGCCUUUGUCGAGGUGUUUGGGUCUGGUGGACCUCACAGCUCUUGGAGUUGGAAGCACGCUCGGUCUUGGCGUGUAUGUUUUGGCAGGAUCUGUUGCUAAAACUGAAGCAGGUCCGGCCGUGACCCUUAGCUUCCUCGUCGCGGCUAUCGCGUCUGCUUUCGCCGGUCUCUGCUAUGCUGAAUUCGCUGCACGUGUUCCCAAAGCUGGUUCAGCUUACGUUUAUAGCUACGUCAGCGUUGGCGAGUUCAUAGCUUUUACUAUAGGCUGGAACCUGAUAUUGGAAUACGUCAUUGGCACGGCGAGCGUUGCCAAGGGAAUGGCCAAUUAUAUAGAUAGCCUCUUCAACAACACCAUGGCUAUCACCAUGAGGGAAAUGGUGCCAAUAAAUAUAUCAUUUCUCGCCAAUUAUCCAGAUUUCUUGGCAUUUGGUCUGGUGCUGCUUAUAACGAUACUUCUUUGCGUCGGUGUGAAAGAGUCGACGAAACUGAACAAUGUGUUCACGGCACUCAACCUGGCCACUGUCAUGAUCGUCAUUAUCGCUGGUGCAAUUAAAAGUGAUCCAGCAAACUGGAGGAUAAAAGUUGAGGACAUUCCCGAGGAGUACCGCAGCCAGGCCGGCGAGGGAGGCUUUAUGCCGUGGGGUGUGGCGGGCGUCAUGGCCGGUGCCGCUAAGUGCUUCUUCGGCUUCGUGGGCUUCGACUGCGUGGCCACCACCGGAGAGGAGGCGAAGGACCCCAAAAAAGAUAUACCACUGUCUAUUGUAAUUUCCUUGGCGGUGAUCUUCGCAUCAUACUUCAGUAUCGCCACGGUCUUGACAAUGAUGUGGCCGUAUUAUUUACAGGACGCAGACGCACCAUUCCCCCACGUGUUCACACAGACCGGUAUGCCCGUGAUCAUGUGGAUCGUGACGGUGGGCGCAGUGUUCGCACUGUGCACGAGCCUGCUGGGCGCCAUGUUCCCACUCCCACGCGUGCUGUACGCCAUGGGCACGGACGGGGUGCUGUUCCGUCCCUUGAGCAUGAUCGAUGCCCGCACCAAGACACCGCUGCUUGCGACCCUACUGAGUGGUCUAUUCGCUGCGAUAAUGGCGGCCAUCUUUAAUCUAAAUCAGCUGAUCGAUAUGAUGUCCAUAGGAACACUUCUAGCAUACACCAUCGUAGCGGCCAGCGUCUUAAUUCUGCGGUACGAGGAAGAAAAUGUAGUUGUUAUGAACGGCAUCAAUGCAGUACCAGAGACCGUUUAUAGCAUUAUUAAACAAAGCCUGAACUUGUUGGGUCUCAAGCACCCCACUACUCUAUCAGCCACAAUCGCCAAAUGCACCAUCGGCUUAUCAUUCGUGGUGGCUCUGAUUUCUUGCACACUGCUCCGCUGGUCGGGCGGCGGGCUGGGUGUGCUGUGCGCGGCGCUGCCGCUGCUGGCGCUGCUGCUCGUGCUACACCGCCAGCCGCGCGCCAGCGUGCAGCAUCUCAGCUUCAAGGUUCCACUAGUACCUCUGGUUCCAUACUUGAGUGUGUGCAUGAACGUAUACCUCAUGAUGCAGUUGGACUACCAGACUUGGGUGCGCUUCAUCCUCUGGCUCGUGAUAGGUUACGCGAUUUACUUCAUCUACGGCAUCCGAAACAGUUCUCUGAGGGAAACGAAAUCCCUGAUGAACAAAAACAGCAUUGUCAACGAAAAACAGGUCAUCACAAAGUUUUGACAGAGGAAUCUAGACCUUAUGAUGUAUUGUUAUAGGUGACAUUCGAUUGGAAUGUUAACAGGGUGAUUAAUUAGACUUAAGAUUUAUGUAGCAGUCCGCCGAUUCGUUGAAUUUUAUGUGACAAAAUUACUAAUCUGAAAUAGGAAUAUCAAUUUAAUUUUUUAUCAUAACCAGGUUAGUCAAACAAAAUAUUUUUCAAUUACAAAGAUUCUGUUCAGAAAUUUGAUUGUUUUAAAAUUAAAAGUCUAAAAUCAAUAUGGCGACCAGAUCGAAUCGUUGCUAACCGCCGUUUUAAAAGAGUGCUUUUGUAUUGAAUUUAAUCGCCAUUUUGAAUUUGUUAACCAGUGUUUCGUAAAUGCAAAUUUCCUUGACAGAGAUUUUAUAUUUUACCCAUAUCGGAUAUUUAAUAAAUUAAUUAAUAUAUUUUUAUCAAAUUUUAUCCAUUAUACAAAUAUAUAAUAGUGACAAAAUUAUAUUAUAUAAAUAGAACUUAUAUAUAUGUAUAAAAAUUCAAACAGCUUUUAUAAAUAUCUAUUUAUGUAUGAAGCAAUUUCUUUUAAAUUUUUGUCUGGACACUUAAGAUUCCCUAUAAGACUUAAUCACUUAAAUAUUGAAACCAGUGCAAUAUUUAUUUAGUUUUUUUUUUAUAAAAAUCCUUCAGGAGGUAAAUUCCAAAAAAACAGAUAUAAAGCUGAGAGCUAUAUGCGUUUAGUAACAUAUAUUAUAUAUAGUUUUUCUCUUGUAUAGUUUUACAAAAAUAUACCUAUUUAUAGACUGUUGAUGAUUAAACGUCAUCCUCAACUUAUUUUUUUUUCAAAAUUCAGUUUCUGUAUAUUUUAUAUGUAUUGAAUACAUGUAUAUAUUUUAAUCGUGCAGGACGGUGGACUACUAAAGACUUAAAAUAGUACUCGAGUAUAUUGUUUAAAGGUUAAGUUGAUAUAGAAACCAGCAACGCCGGCCCUGGGUUAGAGCGAGAGAAGCGAUCGCCCUCAUCGGUAGAUAGGCGCGCUGUCAAAACAAUCCGGGGUACACAAGCGUUGUUUGUUAAUAAAUGUGGUAAAGGGAAAGACUAUCUCGCUCUGCUCUGAUCAAGGGUAAGGGGCCGGCGCUGGAAGCCAGCUCCAGGUCAGUCUUACCGAGCCAGGGGUGGCAAGGGCAGGCGCUUUAAAAAAGCUUCGAACUACGAUCGUAAUAUCAUACCAUUUGGCUCUAUCCUUCAGAGAUUGAAAAUUUAACUUAAUUUAUUUAAACAUGUUAAUUGAAUUAGUAUAGCUAUUGUUUUUUUUUAAAUCUAUGUCUUUAGCGCCCUUUGAAAUUAUAAUACCAGAGAUAUUGUAGUUGGUUAGCUCCAGGGUUCAUAGAAAACUUACUAUAAAAUUCACAACAAUGUUUGAUACAUUCCAUGUUAUAAUAGGUUUAAUUGUGAUAUUAAAAUGUAAUGAUUAUCAAAUGGGUCGUCAAAUUUAAUAUGUCUUAGAUAUUAUUUAUUUUUAUGAUUUAGAAAUUUUACAUGUACAUUUAAGAUUUCAUUGAACACGAGAAAUUAUUAAAGAUGACAUUAUUAGAUAAUUAUAAUGAUUAGUGACGAUUUCAAGAAAAAAUAAUUUAGUUGGUGUGCGCUGAUGUGCCAUAGGUCAUUAACCUCUGUUUUGUUUUAUGAAAUAUUCUGAUGUAUAUAGAAAUAAAAAAGUAUUAGCAUAAUUAACUCAAGACUAUUACAUCUUAUAUACUUAAGGCACAAUUACAAAGGCAAAUAUCAAAACUGUUUAUCCAAUUGAAAAUAUUUUAUAGUUGUUA